CUCUUCUUCUCUCCCGCUGCUAGCGUUUGCUCACUCUUCCCUGGCGUGUUGAAAUUUAUUUUCCAUCGAAGUUCGGUAAUCGCGCUUCCUUAAUCACACAAACGAAUUGACCCUUCACCGUUCUCGCACAGAUGAAGGUGAAAAAGCAGAAGAGGCAUAGGAAGAUUUUGACGUUUUACACUGCUUGCUUUGGUUUUCGGAAGCCAUUCAAGGUUUUAUGUGAUGGAACAUUUGUGAAUCACCUUCUUGUGAAUCGAAUAACCCCCGCUGACACGGCUCUUGGCAAUAUCCUCAGUGCCACUGUUAAGCUCUACACGACUAGAUGUGUUCAAGCUGAGUUGAAACGACUUGGUAGCUUGUAUUCCGAGGCUCUUGAGGCAGCUCAUAAACUUAUAGUUGCAAGAUGUGAGCAUGAUAAAUGUGUGAGUGCUGAUUCUUGCAUCAUGGAGGUUGUAGGAGAAAAAAAUUCUGAGCAUUUUUUUAUUGCUAGUCAGGACACUGACCUGCGGAAAAAGUUGCAAGAGGUGCCUGGUGUGCCUCUCAUAUAUGGUCUCAGAAAUGCUCUUUUCCUUGAACCUCCAUCUGCAUUUCAGCGGCAAUAUGUCAAAACUUCUGAAGAAGGACGAUUGCAUAUGACUGUCAAAGAGUACCAGAUAUUUAAGGAUAGGGUGAUGAAUAGAUUGGCUGGUGAGCAAGCUGACAAUUCCAAUACUGAAAUACUGGAAAAUGUGGAUUCAGAAGAUCAGACCAUAAAUGUGAAGGCAGUAAAAAAGAAUAUUACUACAAGGAAUCGGAUGGAAAUCAAGGAUAAACCUCAGUUCAAGAGAAAAAGAGCCAAGGGUCCAAACCCACUUUCGUGCAAGAAGAAGAAAAGUGAAAACCAAAAUAUUGGUCCUUUGAAGGAAACAAAAGGAGACAACGCAGCGAAGAGAAGUAGGAAAAGGAAGAGGUCACAUAAACCGAAAAUACCAACAGAAACAGGCAGUUAGGUCCUUUUAUAUAAAUAUAUUUACACAAUUUCAAAAUAUUUAUUUUUAGAAGAGCCCCUUGAUUUUACUGCUUCUGACGGGGAACAGAGUAAAGCUAAUUUUGAUCGAUGCUGAAAGAGUAUCUAGAUUAGUUGCAUGUUGAAUUUUA
Molecule: messenger RNA, 1137 nt
Organism: Cajanus cajan (pigeon pea)
Lineage: Eukaryota; Viridiplantae; Streptophyta; Magnoliopsida; Fabales; Fabaceae
Gene: MEE21
Product: PIN domain-like family protein
Cellular component (GO): small-subunit processome
Source: RefSeq, a predicted model, not a curated record